ACAUUAAUACAUCCAGUGAAAUAUCUGGCUCAUUGUUCUGUCUGUCUGGUGCUUUCAUGACAACUGGGAACUCGGACAAAUACGAGUUCAAAUCAUUACCUCUGUGAUCUUCAGGUCGGAAACUCUGAGCUCGAGAAAGAGGCCCGAGUUUCCAAGCUGGAAUUUCGAGUUGGGUGGCCAUUCAAAAUAAAUUUCAGUCGGAGCUCGUUUUUUCGGGAGUUCUCAGUUGUUGUGAACGCGGCAGUACCCUCCACUCGACUCUCGCUGCGCGACGAACGUAAUAAAUGUGGGCACCAGGCAGGCGCGCACUGUAUUUAUAGCUUCUCCUUUAUUGUUUACAAGUAGCCUAGCUAGCUACUCCACGACGUGCCUCUUUUGUUGAUUCAUUUAAGUAAACAUGUAUGAUGUGGCUCAUUUAAAGGAAGAUACAUGCAGAUUUGUUUGAAGAUAGGUGAAGUUAGGAAACGUCAAGUGUUUGUGUAGACACGGUGAAGAUUGAGGACGAGAUGGAAGAUGGUACACCUGCAGGACUAUCUGUGGGAAUUGCUGACGAUGCUCCCUCAAGCUCAUCAGCAGCAUCAACACGAAAGAGGAAGUCUGAUGUGCUCAGAGAUGCUAAGCCCAAGAAGAAAAAGAAGGCCAAAGUCAGCCGCCCCCCAAGGCUUGGCUACACUGUUGAACAAGGAGAGGAUAUGCUUCUGAUCAUAUCGAAUACAAAUCAGUAUGAUAACAUAUGGCGGCCGAACACUAAAGGAAGAAAGAAAAAGAAAAUCCUUAAAGGAAAAGCCAAAGUCACUCCAGCAAAGAAGCAGAAUACGGUUCUUCCAAAGGGUAAAGCCACAAAGAAGCCACUGAUCAAGAAAGGUGAACUGGAGCCCACACUGCAACACCACCAAGAGGAGGGCUUUGACAGCUGGGGUCAGAACCUACCAGUGGAAGUGUUAGUUAAUAUUUUCAAGAUGGUAGUUCACCAAGAUGGUGCAGUACCAUUCCUGUGCAGGGUGGCUAAGGUGUGCCACCUAUGGAAUGCAGCUGCAGCCAGUCCUGCUCUGUGGCGCAGUGUGUCUGUGGGUUACUGCUGGUUGGAACCUGGUAAAACCCACUUACCUAAAACUGUACUGAAGAUCAGGAACACUGUAAGUUGGCUUGCACAGAACAGAUUCUCUCAAUUAAGAGACUUUUCUCUUAAUCACUGGAAAAAUAAUGUUGACCAUGUUGUGGAGGUUUUGUCCCAGUCCUGCCCCCAUCUCCGCUCACUCAAGCUGUCAUACUGUACAGGCGUGACUGAGAAGGCCUUUCAGAGCCUCAGUGGCAGCUGCCGGUCCCUGGAUAGCAUUAACGUCCAGUACUCUGAGAUACAGGUUGAAGGGCUUGUCACCUUCUUGGAAUCCUAUGGCAGUCAACUUAGACAGAUUCUGUUCACCCAUGGGCCCAGGAAUGACCGACUUCUCACUGCUAUCUCCAGAGGAUGCUGCCCUGAGUUGCAAUUGCUGGAAAUAAACACAAAGCUGGACAGUGGAUAUUGCCAGCUUCCAAUCUGCAUCCAAGCUUUGCAAAAUGGCUGUCCUAAACUGCAGACUUUUCGGAUGCUGAAUGUCAUUCCGAUGCCUAAAAUGACUCGUAAUGGGUCGGGUUCCACAUCUGGCUUCCCUUUACUGGAGGAGCUGUGUAUGGCCACUACAGCUGUUUCCUUUAUGACUGACCAAGACUUGACUAAGAUUGUCUACGACUCCCCUAAACUGCGUGUGCUGGACCUGAGAGGUUGUUCCCGGAUCACAGCAGCCGGGCUCUCUUCUCUACCAUGUGAAGACUCCAACCUCCCCACAAUGGGCAAGACCAGAGAUUUGUGUAAGGACAUCAGGGAUAAAAUUGUAGACCUGCACAAGGCUGGGAUGGACUACAGGACAACAGGCAAGCAGCUUGGUGAGAAGGCAACAACUGUUGGCGCAAUUAUUAGAAAAUGGAAGAAAUUCAAGAUGAUGGUCAAUCACCCUCGGUCUGGGGCUCCAUGCAAGAUCUCACCUCGUGGGGCAUCAAUGAUCAGGAGGAAGGUGCGGGAUCAGCCCAGAACUACACGGCAGGACCUGGUCAAUGACCUGAAGAGAGCUGGGACCACAGUCUCAAAGAAAACCAUUAGUAACACACUACGCAGUCAUGGAUUAAAAUCCUGCAGCUCACGCAAGGUCCCCCUGCUCAAGCCAGCGCAUGUCCAGGCCCGUCUGAAGUUUGCCAAUGACAAUCUGGAUGAUCCAGAGGAGGAAUGGGAGGUCAUGUGGUCUGAUAAGACAAAAAUAGAGCUUUUUGGUCUAAACUCCACUCGCGGUGUUUGGAGGAAGAAGAAGGAUGAGUACAACCCCAAGAACACCAUCCCAACCGUGAAGCAUGGAGGUGGAAACAUCAUUCUUUGGGGAUGCUUUUAUGCAAAGGGAACAGGACAACUGCUCCGUAUUGAGGGGAGGAUGGAUGGGGCCAUGUAUUGCGAGAUCUUGGCCAACAACCUCCUUCCCUCAGUAAGAGCAUUGAAGAUGGGUCGUGGCUAGGUCUUCCAGCAUGACAACGACCCGAAACGCACAGACAGGGCAACUAAGAAGUGGCUCUGUAAGAAGCAUCUCAAGGUCCUGGAGUGGCCUAGCCAGUCUCCAGACCUGAACCCAAUAGAAAAUCUUUGGAGGGAGCUGAAAGUCUGUAUUGUCCAGCGACAGCCCUGAAACCUGAAGGUCUGUAUGGAGGAGUGGGCCAAAAUCCCUGCUGCAGUAUUUGCAAACCUGGUCAAGAACUACAGGAAAAGUAUGAUCUCUGUAAUUGCAAACAGAGGUUUCUGUACCAAAUAUUAAGUUCUCCUUUUCUGAUGUAUCAAAUACUUAAAAAUCAUACGUGAUUUUCUGGAUUUUUGUUUUAGAUUCUGUCUCUCACAGUUGAAGUGUACCUAUGAUAAAAAAAAUUACAGACCUCUACAUGCUUUGUAAGUUGGAAAACCUGCAAAAUCGGCAGUGUAUCAAAUACCUGUUCUCCCCACUGUAUCAAUAAUUACAUUGGUUCAUGUCAAUGUUGUAAACUCAUAUGCUUCAAAUAUCAAUGAUUACAUAGGUUCAUGAUAACAUUGAUUAUGAUUUAUGCUACUAUAUUCUCUGCUGUGUUUUU
Oncorhynchus nerka (sockeye salmon) is the source of this 3141-nucleotide messenger RNA. RefSeq names its product F-box and leucine-rich repeat protein 6 (gene fbxl6). The coding region runs from base 507 to 2540 and encodes 677 amino acids. The transcript has 9 exons. Gene Ontology annotation, biological process: DNA transposition; DNA integration. Gene Ontology annotation, cellular component: SCF ubiquitin ligase complex. Gene Ontology annotation, molecular function: DNA binding; protein binding. The record is from RefSeq and is a predicted model, not a curated record. NCBI's taxonomy places the organism in Eukaryota, Metazoa, Chordata, Actinopteri, Salmoniformes, Salmonidae.